Microtus ochrogaster (prairie vole) is the source of this 767-nucleotide messenger RNA. Its product is annotated as glutathione S-transferase P-like. The record is from RefSeq and is a predicted model, not a curated record. The coding region runs from base 1 to 762 and encodes 253 amino acids. The transcript is spliced from 3 exons. NCBI's taxonomy places the organism in Eukaryota, Metazoa, Chordata, Mammalia, Rodentia, Cricetidae.
AUGAAGAACUACUGGGACACUCUGCUGGGAAAUGAGCUUCCAUCCUUUUGGAGAAAAAUCCCGUACACAGCAGCUGUCAUCAUAGCGGUCCAUACCCUGGAGUGUAAGGUCGUCUUCGGGUGGAAUGCUGGCUUCCACACCCAAGAUCCGUUACCGUCUACGCAGCUCGGAAUUCGUGCCUCCGUCUACGCAGCAGCCAUGCCGCCGUACACCAUUGUCUACUUCCCAGUUCGAGGGCACUGUGAGGCCAUGCGCAUGCUACUGGCUGACCAGGACCAGAGCUGGAAGGAGGAGUUUCAGGAUGGAGACCUUACCCUGUACCAAUGUAAUGUCAUCUUGAGGCACCUGGGCCGAUCCCUUGGGCUUUAUGGAAAAGAUCAGAAGGAGGCUGCCCUGGUGGAUAUGGUGAAUGACGGGGUGGAAGACCUUCGCCUGAAAUACAUCACCCUCAUCUACACCAAAUAUGAGGAAGGGAAGGAUGACUAUGUGAAGGUCCUGCCUGGACACCUGAAACCUUUCGAGACCCUGCUGUCCCAGAACCAAGGAGGCAAAGCCUUCAUCGUGGGUGACCAGAUCUCCUUCGCCGAUUACAACUUGCUAGAUCUGCUGCUGAUCCACCAGGUCCUGGCCCCUGGCUGCCUGGACAACCUCCCCCUGCUCAGUGCCUAUGUGGCACGCCUCGGUGCCCGGCCCAAGAUCAAGGCCUUCCUGUCCUCCCCUGACCAUGUGAACCGUCCCAUCAAUGGCAACGGCAAGCAGUAAUGUAG